AUCGAGGGCCAAGCAUGAUAAAAGCACCUCAAUCUAUACCUAGUGGGUCUCUUCCAAAACGACAUCGUGGAGAGAAGGAAACGACUGCAUAGAAACACAUCAACAGAAACCCUAAACCUGCAAUCGAAACCCUCGAUACAUUCGGAGAAAUUCUGAAAGCACGGCAUGCAGCCAGAAAACACGCCAGAGGGUUCAGAGUUCUGCCGGUUUUUGGCCGGUAACGUCCUAAGCGACGUCGGAUGGUACGGGUUUCCUGGGAAUUGUGACUUUCCGGCUAUUCAAAGCUUUUGUAGCUCUUCGUUUUACCCUUCGGAGGUGUCGGGAAUUGCGGAUGUACCACAGUCCCGAGCUCUGACGGCUUCCAUAAAUCACAAGGAAGCUGAGAAACGAAGAAGAGAGAGAAUUAACUCCCAUCUCGAUAAGCUUCGGAGUCUUCUUCCUUGCAGUUCCAAGACCGACAAAGCUUCGCUACUGGCAAAGGUGAUUCAACGGGUAAAAGAGCUGAAAGAGCAGACCUCAGAAAUCACACAACUCGAAACCCUCCCCUCCGAGACAGACGAAAUCAACGUAAUCCUCUCCGGAGAUUACUCCGACGAUGGAAAAUCCAUAUUCAAAGCCUCUUUGUGCUGCGAAGACCGCACCGAGCUCUUACCGGAGUUGAUCGAGAUUCUGAAGUCACUCCGCCUGAAGACUCUCAAAGCAGAAAUGGCGUCGCUUGGGGGACGAAUCCGGAACAUUCUCGUCGUCUCCGGCGACGGAGAUCACAGCGACGAGUCUGUCCACUCUUUGCGCGAUGCACUGAAAACCUUGGUAGACCAUUCCAGUUCCAGCGGUCGGUCUAAACGGCGACGUUUCGGUGUAGAUUGCAGAAAAGUUUCUGAUUGAUUGAUUUGGUUCUCGUUUUUUUAGCUUGAUUAUAUUCUGUUGUCUAAUCUGGUUUUUUGCGUGGAUGCGUGGGUUUGUGGAAUGAAGUAGCUAGGGUUUGUAGGAGUCGAAGAAUCUCAGGUCACAAUGAAGAAGACGAUUAAAAAAAAGGGAAGAAGGUGUAUAUCAGUAUAUGUGAUGUGUGUUGUUGUGAUGGAUGAUUGACAAUGGAGCCUGUAAAAGCAAUCGCUUACUUGAGUUUUAUUUACAAACUUGAAAAUGGCAUAUCAUCUUCAUCAUCA
Messenger RNA from Vitis vinifera (wine grape), 1166 nucleotides. Its product is annotated as transcription factor bHLH106. The record is from RefSeq and is a predicted model, not a curated record. Gene Ontology annotation, molecular function: DNA-binding transcription factor activity; protein dimerization activity. Lineage: Eukaryota; Viridiplantae; Streptophyta; Magnoliopsida; Vitales; Vitaceae. Gene Ontology annotation, biological process: regulation of DNA-templated transcription. Bases 166 to 885 code for a protein of 239 amino acids. The transcript is spliced from 2 exons.